AUGGUUAUUGAGACAGUCUAUAAUGCUUUGAGGCAUGAAAUCCAGACUUCUUUGGAUUCUGCUGCUGGAGGUAACUUUAUGAUGAAAACACUAACCCAAGCCAAGAAAAUUCUUGAUGACAUGGCCUCAAAUUACCACUUGCGAGAACAAUCAACUCCAAAGCGAGGUGGUAGGUAUAAAGUGGAUGCUAUUGUUGCUUUGACUAAUAAUGUACAGGCUUUGACAAGGAAGGUUGAGCAAUUGGAUGUAGCUGCAGUAAAUAAAGUCUGUGGUGCUUGUGGCUUAAAUGGGCAUUCUAGUGUUGAUUGCCAACUUCAAGCCGAAGGGGCUACUGUUGUGGAACAAGUCAACGCCAUCCAAAAUCAGAAUGCCAGACAACAAUACAACCCCUAUUCGAACACCUUCAACCCAGGAUGGAGGGAUCAUCCAAAUUUUUCCUACAGAAACAACAAUGCCCAGAAUCCCUCAUCCUCGUACAACAUACCAUCGGGUUUCCAACAAAGACCUCCCUUCCCACCUCAACAACAACAUCCACCGAAGUCCAACCUUGAGAGCUUGAUGGAGAACUUCAUUGCUACCCAAAGCAAGCAAAAUGAACACUUCAGCACCUCCAUUAAUCAGAUUUUAGCUCACAACAAAAUGAUCAAUACUCAGAUGGCUCAGAUGGCACAACAAUUGAGUAACUUGUCCAUGCAAAAGGGGCAACUUCCGGGAAACACAGAAAAGAACCCAACCACAUCUCUCCAUCAGCAACUCAAUGCAGUAACUACGAGGAGUGGUAGGACACCUUAUGAUCCAACCCCUAAAGUAAAGACCCCACCUAUUGUUGUUCCAGAUGCAGGAACUAAUGAUGAUGUUUCUGAAGAAAAGAAGGAUGAGCCAGUCAAUUCAGACAAGCCCACAAUUGACGGUCGAACUUACACACCACCAGUGCUGUUUUCUUCUAGAUUGGCACAGGCGAAGCUUGAGCAUAAAUAUGGAAAAUUUCUUCAAGUUUUGAGCAAGCUACAGAUCAACAUCCCCUUCUUAGAAGCCAUUAAAGAAAUGCCCUCUUAUGCUAAAUUUCUCAAGGACAUCAUUUCUAACAAACGCAAGCUAGAGGAGAGUGUGGCGGAAACUUUGAAUGGGCAAUGUAGUGCUAUUUUGGGAUGCAAGGUUCCUAAGAAACAAGCUGAUCCUGGUAAUUUUACUAUCCCGCUGAAGUUGGGGAAAGAUGUGUCUGCCGUAGCCCUUGCUGAUUUAGGGGCUAGUGUGAGUGUGAUGCCCUUGACAUUAUGCAAAAAGAUCAAUGCCGAGAUGAAAGCCAUUCGAAUGUCCAUACAAUUAGCCGAUCGAUCUGUGAGAUACCCAGUUGCUAUUCUUGAGGAUUUCCCCAUCCAAGUUGGUAAUUACUUCGUACCCUGCAAUUUUGUCAUCAUGAAUAUGGAAGAGGAUGCCUUCAUUCUGGUGAUUUUGGUUCAUGAUUUUUUAAAGACUACAGCAGCCAUUUUUGAUGUGAAGAAUAAGAAGUUAUAA
Messenger RNA from Amaranthus tricolor (Joseph's coat), 1515 nucleotides. RefSeq lists its product as uncharacterized. The transcript has a single exon. NCBI's taxonomy places the organism in Eukaryota, Viridiplantae, Streptophyta, Magnoliopsida, Caryophyllales, Amaranthaceae. The record is from RefSeq and is a predicted model, not a curated record. Bases 1 to 1515 code for a protein of 504 amino acids.